AUGGGCAUCAAGGGACUGACGAAGCUACUGGCGGACAAUGCUCCGAACGCCGUGAAGGAGCAGAAGCUCGAGAGCUACUUCAGCCGGAGGAUCGCCAUCGAUGCCAGCAUGAGCAUCUAUCAGUUCCUUGUUGUGGUUGGGAGGAAGGGGACUCGGAUGCUCACCAAUGAGGCUGGUGAAGUCACCAGUCAUCUGCAAGGCAUGCUUUACCGGACGAUUAGGCUGUUGGAGGCGGGCAUAAAGCCAGUCUACGUAUUUCAUGGUCAACCUCCUGAUUUGAAGAAGCAAGAGCUUGCAAAACGAACUGUGAAGGUGACGCAACAGCACAAUGAAGACUGCAAAAGACUAUUAAGGCUUAUUGGUGUCCCAGUAGUUGAGGCUACUUCAGAAGCAGAGGCACAAUGUGCUGCACUUUGCAAAGCUGGAAAGAUUUAUGCAGUUGCUUCUGAAGACAUGGAUUCCCUUACUUUUGGAGCUCCUAUAUUUCUUCGCCAUUUAAUGGAUUCCAGCUCAAGAAAAGUUCCAGUCAUGGAAUUUGAAAUUUCAAGAAGUCCCAUCAGCAGCUCCGAUUUUUCACUUGUGUCCAGUGAGCUCGGAUCUGCUGCAUUGUUUGGUGCGUUGCUGCCGCCUCUGAAACUGGGAGCAAGCUGUGCACUUUCUGCACCGUCAUAUGUAGCUUCUUUUGGCUCCUCAGGUGCCUUCAUACUUUGCACCUCCUCCCGCAUCUGCUCCUCCUUAUAG
Eucalyptus grandis is the source of this 741-nucleotide messenger RNA. Its product is annotated as flap endonuclease 1-like. The record is from RefSeq and is a predicted model, not a curated record. Bases 1 to 741 code for a protein of 246 amino acids. Lineage: Eukaryota; Viridiplantae; Streptophyta; Magnoliopsida; Myrtales; Myrtaceae. Gene Ontology annotation, molecular function: 5'-3' exonuclease activity; 5'-flap endonuclease activity. The transcript is spliced from 11 exons.